Messenger RNA from Pelagomonas calceolata, 705 nucleotides. Lineage: Eukaryota; Pelagophyceae; Pelagomonadales; Pelagomonadaceae. The record is from the annotation of a GenBank genome assembly.
AUGACGGAGUCCGCUUCAGAGCAGCCGAGCCCGAGUGACACAACUUGCGCCGCGCCGGGCUGCCUCAAGGAAGCUCAUCUGAAGUGCUCGCGCUGCCAGACCGUCCGCUACUGCAGCAAGGCCUGCCAGGUGACGCACUGGAAGGCGGGCCAUUCCAAGGCGUGCCGGGCGGCGCCGGGCGCUCCAGCAAACCGUCCAGAAGAACCGGCACCGGACGCUCCAGCUGCUCCAGAAGACGCGCUCGCGCGCCAGGACCGGCUCCUCCGGGAGUCGCCGCGCGCCGAUUACGUCGUCGAGGUGGACAAGACGCACGACCGAGCCGUGGCCUUCGAGCGAAUGCAGGACCGGUUAUUGUUUCGGAUGCUGCGGGGCAAGGCGGGCAAACGGUGCCGCCGUUCGUUAUAUCUGAUGAACGACAUCCUCGCGAAGGCUCAACCGGAGCACGCGGAACGCAUCCGGCAACAAUUACGUUCGGAAUAUGGCGUCGACCCGCUCGAAUGUAAGAAUGCGCCCGUGGGAGGCUUGAAAUUGGGCGCGGACGCGCCGUCCUUUGACGACAACAUGGCCGACAUCGUGCGUGCGAUGCGCGCGGGAAAUAUCGACGACAAUGCUCUCCAGGCGGAGAUGGAGGCGUCCGCGGAGCGGCUUGCGGCCAGGAAACGGCCGGUGAAGCCGAGGUAAUAUGUAUGUGUUAGAUAAUCUAGC